Molecule: messenger RNA, 2208 nt
Organism: Metopolophium dirhodum (rose-grain aphid)
Lineage: Eukaryota; Metazoa; Arthropoda; Insecta; Hemiptera; Aphididae
Exons: 3
Coding region: 1-2208 (735 amino acids)
Molecular function (GO): nucleic acid binding
Source: RefSeq, a predicted model, not a curated record
AUGAAAGGAUUGAUUGAACAUCAACAUAAUUGUAGAAAGAACCAAUUAGGGAAACCUAUAAUGUUUGAAGAGGGAGAUGAUGAUUUUAUUUAUUUUAAAAGUUAUAAAAAAACUCAAAGGAUACCAAUUGUUAUUUAUGCAGACUUCGAAUGUAUUUUAACUCCUAAAAAACCUGAUGAAUUCAUUCAGAGUUGUAAAAAAAAAAAAACAUAUAUUACACAUUUACAUGAAAUUAUGAGUUAUGGGUUUUAUGUGAAAGUCGACUAUGAUAUUAUACCAAAAGAGUUAGUAAAACAGUUGAAGAUUCCUAGAAAGGUGGUUAUUUAUAGAGAAUGUAAUUUUCAAAUAACUAAUCCAUCAUUCAUUCCAAUUUUCUUUCAUAAUUUAUCGUACGAUAGCCAUUUCAUAAUUCGAGAGCUCGGUUGCGAUGAUCAAAAUAUUCACGUUAUUCCUAAUUCAUCAGAAAAAUAUAUAUCCUUCAGCAAGGAAAUCGCACCUAAAUUUAGUAUAAAAUUUGUUGAUACAUUCCGUUUUAUGAGCGAGUCAUUAAGUAAACUUGCGGAAAAUUUAUCUGAAGAUAAGUCGAGAUUUAGAGAAACUCUUAAAAUAUUUUCUGCGGAAGCACUAGAUUUAGUUACACGAAAAGGAGUCUUCCCUUAUGAAUAUGUCGAUAAUUGGAGUAAAUUAGAUGAUACAUUUCUGCCAUCAAAGCUAGAAUUUUAUAACUCUUUAACAGACGAGAAAAUUAGUGAUGAAGAUUAUAUACAUGCUAAAAAUGUAUGGCAUACAUUUGAUAUAAAGACUUUAGGUGAAUAUAGCGAUCUUUAUUUAAAAACUGAUGUUAGCAUACUAGCCGAUGUGUUCGAAAAUUUUAGAGACUUAUGUUUAUCUACGCUCGAACUAGAUCCUGCUCAUUAUAUGACUGCUCCCGGGUUUGCUUUUGACUGUAUGCUGAAGUAUACCAAGGUCAAAUUAUCAAGGUUAAAGGAGUAUAACAUGUUGCUUUUCUUCGAAAAAUCAAUUAGAGGCGGGAUAUGCCAAUCAACCAAAAGAUAUGUUAAGGCAAACAUACCAAAUAUCGAAGGAUUGGACUAUAAUGCAAAUGAACCGAUCACAUGGAUUACAUAUCUCGAUUGUGUGAAUUUGUAUGGGAAGUCUAUGUUAACAGAAUUACCUUUUAAAGAUUUUGAAUGGGUUGACGAUCUCAACAUAGAUGUAACUAAAAUUGCUGAUGAUUCAGAAGUCGGAUAUAUAUUAGAUGUUGAUAUUGAGUAUCCUAAACAUCUACAUAAAUAUCAUAAUGAUUUCCCAUUUUUACCGUUUAACGAAUGUCCACCAAAUUCGAAAGUUGAGAAAUUGUUAACUACUUUAUCACCGAAAAAAAACUAUAUUGUGCAUUACAAAAAUUUAAAACAAGCAAUUUCUCACGGUCUUAAAGUAGUAAAAAUUCAUCGAGCUAUCCGUUUUUCUCAAAGUAAAUGGAUGGCAUCAUACAUAAAAUUAUGUACAUCUAUGAGAGUACAAGCUAAAAACGAGUUUGAGAAGGAUUUCUGGAAGUUGCUAAUUAAUAGCGUUUUUGGUAAAUGUAUGGAGAAUGUUCGAGCAAGAACUUCUAUAAAACUGGUUUCUUCAGAACAAAAAGCAAGGAAAUUAAUGGCGAAAACUAGUUUUAAAGACAGAACUAUAUAUUCUAAGAAUCUCAUGGCCAUUCAUCAGCAUAAGGAAACAAUUAAAUUCGACAAGGCAAUUUAUGUAGGAUUUGCAAUUUUAGACGUUUCGAAAACAUUUAUGUAUGACUUCCAUUAUAAUGUAAUGAAGAAAAGGUAUGGUACUAAAAUUAGUUCUUUAUAUUCGGAUACUGAUUCCCUGAUAUAUGCUAUCCAAACAACACAUUUUUUUGACGAUUUAAAAAAUAGUUUAUUACCAUAUUUUGACACAUCUAAUUAUCCUAAAGACCAUUGUUGCUUUAGUGAAAUUCAUAAAAAUCAACCAGGGUUCUUUAAAGAUGAAAUGAAAGGAAUUAUAAUUAAAGAAUUCGAUGAACAAACUCAUAGAAAAAUGAAUUUUAUCCAAUCAAAUAAACAUGUUGUUCAUUCGAAAACAAUGAGCAAACUUGUUCUAAGUGCAAACGAUGAUAAACGUUAUAUAAUGGAUGACGGGAUAAAUACUUUAGCUUAUGGUCACUAUAAAAUUAAUGACUCAGUUUAA